AUGCCAUCGCCGUCGCCUCCACUCUUCUCACUAUGCCGCCGCCGCCGCCGCAGGGUGGGCUUCCUCCUGAGCAUCCUCUUCCUGCUCUCAUCCGCGUGCAGCAGCCUGGAGGAGGAGGCAAAGGCCCUUAGAGUCGGGAACGAGCUGGUGGGAGAGACAAUGCCGCUUCGCCGCGGCCGGAGGUUCUACAGGAUCGCCGGCCUGCGGCCGCCCGCGUGGUACGAAAUCAAGAUCUCCUACCCGACCACCAUACCAUCCAGCUUUUCGGUUCGGAUCGUGAACGAUCCUCAUGCUGUGGAGGAAUGGGGGAGUAAGAACAGGAGGUUGCUGAACACGGAGAAGAUGAUUUUCAAGGCUGAGAGCACCAAGCCGGUGUAUGUUCUUGUCACGGUGGAGCCUGAGGGCGUGGUUGCAAAACCAGAUGUUCCAGAGAGAGAGCUUGCCCUGUUCAAUAUUGUUUGUGAUGAACUUGUGCUCGGUAUCCCGCACUUUGCCUGGUGGAUUGGAAUUGCAGCACUUCUCUGCAUUGUGUUGGCAUCAGUUGCACCUUAUUUCCUCUCGAUGCACAAGCUACUUAACUAUGAACCUGCACAGAGUAGAGAUGUUGAUGCAGCUAAGAUUUCGUGA
Molecule: messenger RNA, 627 nt
Organism: Lolium rigidum
Lineage: Eukaryota; Viridiplantae; Streptophyta; Magnoliopsida; Poales; Poaceae
Exons: 5
Coding region: 1-627 (208 amino acids)
Source: RefSeq, a predicted model, not a curated record